Molecule: messenger RNA, 5261 nt
Organism: Carassius auratus (goldfish)
Lineage: Eukaryota; Metazoa; Chordata; Actinopteri; Cypriniformes; Cyprinidae
Gene: cntnap5b
Product: contactin associated protein family member 5b
Exons: 24
Coding region: 742-4662 (1306 amino acids)
Source: RefSeq, a predicted model, not a curated record
CUGAGACUGCAAAUCGGUAUUUGCUAUCAUACUAUUUUAAUGUGUUAUCUUGAUCAUAAACUCACUUGUUUGCAGAGCAAAUAUUUUUAGUUGCACUUCGAACAGGCAGUCUCGCACAUUCAAGUGAAUUUACACAGUGUUAGAUGUCGAUUUCCAUGUGUAUCAGACAUAUAUGUGAAGAUCUGAGAAACGGCACGAGAAAAAGGAAGUUACCGUACGUUUAAACCUAGGUAAAGCUAUGUGCUUCAGUGCGUCGUGUGUAGCCUACAACUGGAGCGCGUCAGUGAGCGCUGUCCACAUCUGUGCUGCUGAAAUCGUCUCUCUCUCUCUCUCUCUCUAAAACUCAACUGCUUUCCACAGAUCGUAUCAUUCGCCUUACAUCGCACCACCUCUCACGCUGUGUCUGUUGGCUCGCGCGCAUCAGAACGCAUCAAGUCUCGUUCUGACCCGAGUAUCUUCUCGACCUCAGCUGGAUCUGUACACUUCGGAAUAUUGAGCAGAACUGAGGACAUCCAAGCAAACCCCCGGCCAAAAAACUUAGUAUACGUAGAGUCUCGUGGGAAAAGCCUUCCGUAUGUCCUUAAGGGGAACUAUGGGGAGAGUGUUUCAUUCGGUUCAGCACUGGACAGACUAGCCGAAGAGCCGCUGGAGCCGAGCCCGAGCUGGCUUUUUGGAGCUAUUUUACGCUGGCUGGGAAUAUAGAGCAACUUGUAUACGCGCUGUUGUGCAUUUGGAGAUCUGAUGAAGGUGGUGCUGAUGGACGCGCCGAGUUUCCACGCGUUCGCGCUCCUGUGCGCGUUACGCACCACACUGGCAGCAAAUAACUAUCACUGCAAUGGGCCACUGGUUUCUGCUCUUCCUCCCACAUCAUUCCAGAGCUCCUCAUCUUCCUCUGACAGUCAGUCGCCAUAUUUUGCCAAGCUCAACAGAAGAGAUGGAGGUGGCGGCUGGGCUCCAGAACGAACAGACAGGCAACGAUGGCUACAGGUGGAUCUGCGGGAACGGGUCGAGGUCACAGCUGUGGCGACCCAGGGGCGUUUCGGGAGCCCUGAUUGGGUUACGAGUUACAUGCUGCUUUGCAGUGAUACAGGAAGAGCUUGGAAGCAGUUCAGACAAGAGGACAGCAUAGGGACUUUCAGUGGAAAUACAAAUUCAGAUGGGAUUGUUCACCACAAGCUCUCACACUCCAUAAGAACACGAUUUCUGCGGUUCUUGCCAGUGGACUGGAGUCCCGGGGGAUGGAUGGGGCUCAGAGUGGAGGUCUACGGCUGUGCAUACAAGUCGGAUGUUGCAGAUUUCAACGGCAGGAGCUCUUUGCUGUACCGGUUUAAUCAGAAGUCCACCAGCACUGUGAAAGACGUCAUCUCUCUACGGUUUAAGAGCCAGCGCGGGGAUGGGGUCCUUGUGCAUGGAGAGGGACAAAGAGGUGAUUACAUCACCCUAGAGCUGCAUAAGGGCAGACUGGCCCUGCAUAUCAACCUGGACGAUGUCAAGAUGCAUCCUAGCAGUGGCCAUCUCUCUGUGUUUCUGGGUAGUCUUCUGGAUGACCAGCACUGGCACUCCGUCCUGAUCGAGCGAUUUAACAAACAGAUCAACUUCACUGUGGACAGACUAACCAAACACGUGAGGACGGCUGGGCUGGAUGAUUCACUGGAAGUUGAUUAUGAGCUCAGCUUUGGAGGAAUCCCUCUUCCCGGAAAACCAGGCACAUUCCUGCGGAAAAACUUCCACGGAUGUAUGGAGAACCUCUACUACAAUGGGGUUAACAUCAUUGACUUAGCCAAACGACGCAAACCUCAGAUCUACAGUGUGGGGAAUGUGACUUUUACCUGCUCAGAGCCUCAACUGGUAUCCGCCACCUUCUUGAGCUCCAGCAGCAGUUUCCUGUCACUUCCAUUGGACGCUGUCACGGAAACGCUGUCGGUGACGUUCCAGUUCCGGACAUGGAACCGGGAAGGGACGCUACUUUCGGUCUGGCUGAGGAGGGAGUCAGAGAGACUGCUUUUGCUUCUCGUUCAUGGGCAGCUUAGGCUCACACACCACAGAUCAGCAUUGCAAAGCUCUGAUAUAGUCAUCGGUCAGGCUCUGAGUGACGGCCAGUGGCACACGGUGUCCAUUAGUGUGGGAGGUUUCCAGGUUUCCCUCUCGGUGGAUGAUGAGCCACCGUCCACCAUGCAGCUCAAGGACAUAGCACAGCUUGAGAGGAGUGUGCUAAUUGGAGGUUGCCCAUCAGUGUUAACCAAUCAGGGUUGUCGGAAUCCGACACUGGCAUAUCAAGGCUGCAUGCGCUCUGUUAUCAUUAACAACCAGCCAAUCAACUUUUACCUGGUGCAGCAAGGCCUGCUGGGAAACUUCAGCAAGCUCCAGUUUGACAUCUGUGGCAUUCGUGACAGAUGUCUUCCUAACUACUGCGAGCAUGAUGGGGAAUGUUCUCAGUCCUGGAACACGUUUUUCUGUGACUGUUCGGGAACUGGAUACACGGGAGCAACCUGUCACAACUCCAUCUUUGAACUCUCCUGCGAGGCCCACCGGCUCACAGGAAGUGCCUCCGGCUUUUUCUCAAUCGAUCCUGAUGGAAGCGGGCCGCUCAAAUCCACCGUUGUCUACUGCAACAUAACCGAUGAUAAGGUUUGGACUGUGGUGAAUCACAAUAGCACAGACAUGUUGAGGGUUCAAGGGUCUUCACUUCAGAAGCCCCACGUGAUGAAGUUCAACUACAGCACGUCUCUGGAACAGCUGCGGACACUUGUGGGCAGGUCGGAACAGUGCCAGCAGGAAGUGGUUUAUCUCUGCAGGAAGUCCCGCCUCUUCAACACAUGGGAUGGAACGCCCUUGUCCUGGUGGCUGGACCGGGCGGGAGAGAGGAGGACGUACUGGGGUGGAUUUCUCCCCGGGGUGCAGCAGUGCGCCUGCAGUCUGGAUGAGAACUGCAUUGAUAUGAAUCACUUCUGCAACUGUGACGCCGACCGCAGCUCAUGGGAGAAUGACACAGGAGUGCUGUCCUACAAAGAGCACUUACCAGUGACCGAGAUCUUGGUAGGAGACACAAACCGAAGUGGGUCUGAAGCCAUUUACAGAGUGGGAUCUCUGCACUGCUACGGGGACAGGUUUUUGUGGAACGCCGCUUCCUUCUACCAGGAGUCGUCCUACCUGCACUUCCCAAUGCUUCAGGCCGAGCUCAGCGUCGACAUCUCGCUCUAUUUCAAAACCACGGCUCCCUCUGGAGUCUUCCUGGAAAAUCUGGGUGCAAAAGACUUCAUUAGAGUGGAACUCAGCGGACCUUCUGUUGUGACCUUCACAUUUGAUGUGGGUAAUGGCCCGGUGGUUCUGACGGUGAAGUCUCAUGUGCCGCUGAAUGACAAGCAGUGGCAUUAUGUCCGAGUGGAGAGGAAUAUGAAGGAGGCGUCGCUGCAGGUGGACCAGCUGCCCUUGCGCUUCCUGGAGGCCCCGUCUGAAGGCCACACCCACCUUCAGCUUAACAGCCAGCUGUUCAUUGGAGGCACAGCAUCGAGACAGAGAGGAUUUCUAGGGUGCAUCAGGUCAUUAAGCAUCAACGGGAUGACACUUGACCUUGAGGAGCGGGCUAAAAUGACCCCUGGGGUUAGUUCGGGGUGCCUAGGUCACUGCAGCAGCCAAAACAGCUUGUGUCACAACAGGGGGAAAUGUAUCGAGAAGAGCAGUGGCUACGUUUGUGACUGCACACACUCAGCCUAUGGAGGACCCAACUGCAAGAAAGAAGUUUCUGUGUCCUUUGAAAGCGGGUCCUCUGUGACCUAUACCUUCCAGGAACCAUUUUCUGUGAUGCGCAACCAGAGCCGUCAGUCCUCGGCUAUCUUUGCCCAAGGCAGCAAUUCACGAGAGAGCAUCGCCUUCAGUUUCCUCACAACUCAAACUCCUGCCAUGCUUCUGACAGUCAACACCUAUCAUCAACAGUACAUGGCCAUUAUUCUGGCUCACAACGGGAGUUUGCAGAUUUGGUAUCGGCUGGACCGAGAGAAAGAGCCUGACAUCUUUACACCAACAUCUCUUAAUUUGGCCAAUGGAGAGCUCCACAGAGUCCAGAUACAUAGAGAGGGAAGGGACAUGUAUGUCCAGAUUGAUAAAGAUACCAAUCUGAAAUACAGCCUGUCCACAGACAAAGAGUUGAUCACGAUAAGGUCUUUGACAUUGGGGAAAGUCACAGGUCGAGCUGGUGUAGACGAGGAGGUUCUCCAGGCCGGAUCCAGAGGUUUCAUCGGCUGUCUGUCUUCAGUUCAGUUUAACAAUUUGGCUCCUCUCAAGGCGGCCAUAUUGAAUCGAGGUAGCUCAUUGGUUAAUGUUCUUGGUAACCUGGUAGAGUCAAAUUGCGGAGAGCUGGCGGAUAAGUCUUCAUCCAGAUCUUUGUCAGAUCAUGCAGACACAGGAAGUAGAGGGAAGAAACUUACGAACGCUGCCCAAAGUGGAUCUGCUGUAAUUGGAGGUUUGAUAGCAGCAGUGGUGCUCAUUACCCUCUGUGCCGUGGCCGUGAUGACCCGCUUCCUGUACCGCCAUCGAAACGAGCGUACCCGGCAGAUGUCCUCCGUCAAGGAGAAAGAUCACCAGCCCAGGCCAGAACUCCGAUACCGGGCCGAGUUGGACCUACACAGUGCCAUGAGAGACAGCAGGAAAGAGUACUUCAUCUGACCUGUGGCGUACAAACCUCGUGAUCCCCACUGAGUCGCUGCGACCCUAUGUUCGAUGCCAACUCAGUGGGCAGGGAUUGGGGACAGGAAGUGAGCUGAGCUUUGUGGACACAGCCAGUGACCUUCACCCUCCCAACCACUGUCCUUUAGCAUCCAGGAUUCAGGGAACGGAAAGUACACAACAUAGAUAUGUUGAAUUAUAGUGGUAUCCAGGCAGCGUGGUGGUUUUUCAUAUAUCAGUGGUUCUUUGCUGCGGUUUUAGAAAAAUGUUCCUAAGAGUUAGAAGAUCAGGUGGCUUCAAAACUCAGAAGCUGUACCCAAACAUGGUCUUCAGCCCUUCGCGGAGGAUUGAGAAUAAGACGUUUGAAGCUACUCUUUUGCUUUCAGGGCUAAUUGUUUAACCAGACAACAAAGAGAUUACAGAAUCGUUCAUGUGUGGACAUGUGAAUCACUCUGGCAGACAAACAAACACUUGACGGUCUCCAGUCUGUGGACCGUGACCAAUCAAACGGCUCUGGUGCAGUACUAAUCCAGCACGAAUGGUCUUGUUCAGCCACAGGCGAGCACGACGUAGUGAUGCAAAUAAAGUGGUUGAUGUUA